Molecule: messenger RNA, 726 nt
Organism: Lathyrus sativus (Indian pea)
Lineage: Eukaryota; Viridiplantae; Streptophyta; Magnoliopsida; Fabales; Fabaceae
Source: the annotation of a GenBank genome assembly
AUGAGUAAUUUCAAUGAUCAAAACCAUGAUGAUGAUCAUACUUUUUAUCUAUUUGGAAAUUCUGAUCAUGGAUCAAGUCAAAGCAACUUCAACAGAAAAAUAUUGUUAACCGCAAUAGUUUCUUUAGUACUAGUAUUGAUUUUGGUCUUGGCUCUUCAUCUCUACGCUAGGUAUGUUCUUAAACGCCAAGCUCGCCGGAGAGCCGCCAUUCAUCAACUCAGCCUCACCGUCGCUCAUGCUCACGUUCAAUUCGCCGAUCCGUCAAACACCGGACUCGAUCCAACGCUCAUUGCCACUCUUCCUACUUUCCUCUUCAAACAAAAAGAAAAACAAGAUGACGAACAAAACAACAAUAUUGUUGAAUGUGCAGUGUGUUUGAGUUUGCUAGAAGAUGGAGAAAUGAUGAGGUUACUUCCUAAUUGUAAGCAUAGUUUCCACGUGGCUUGUAUAGAUAUGUGGUUAGCUUCGCAUUCCACUUGUCCGAUUUGUCGAACCAAGGUUGAACCGCGGCUUGAACCAGAGAUGCGCGAGGGUCCCACUUGGUUUAAACCCUCAUCUGAAAGUACUUCAGACGGUGGCGGUUCUAUCAGUGAGUCUCCCAAAAAUAUUUCUCGAUUGAGCUCUUUUCAAAGGAUUCUUACUAGAGAUAGAUCUUCGAGAAGAAUUCAACCUUCUAUUACUACUCGCGUUGAUAUUAAUCCUGAUCGUGAUUUAGAGAGACAAUAA